AUGAGCCAAAGCGAUGUUGAUGAAAAUUAUAUUGAAAUUGAUAGUCAAGAAAAGGCUUCAAGUGACCUUUUUUUCCAGCAAUCAAGCCAAAAUGAAGUUAAUGAGGUUGCUAGUAUAGAAACUCCUG
This is a messenger RNA of Cetraspora pellucida, 127 nucleotides long. NCBI's taxonomy places the organism in Eukaryota, Fungi, Glomeromycota, Glomeromycetes, Diversisporales, Gigasporaceae. The record is from the annotation of a GenBank genome assembly.